GUAUCGAUUUGAUAUAUUCAUGUUUUAUCGCUCAUACCCAUGAUGUUGUGCAAUGACUGUUGAAAACAACGUACUGAACUCGCCAAAUAAAGAUACCAUAAGGGACAUGAAAAUGUGUGAUGGUCCUUUAAUGCUAUCAGACGAGAAUUCGACCAGUGUUAAUGAUAGAAAUGUGGUCUGUAUGUUAGCGGAUUUUGUUGAUAAAAAUACCCAGGUGAAGAAAAACAUAAAUCUGAAUGAGAACACUACGUUAGAAGAGUUUCUGAAAAUAGUAGCUAAACAAUUUGGUUACGUCAUCGGAACUUUCUCAGUUUCAUUAGAAAAGCUCAACCAGGAAGAAAAUAUAACUGUUGAAGAGGAAGAACGAACGAAAACCCUAGGCGAUAUUUGUGACAGAGGUACACGUAAUCAAUUCCUAAUAUUGGAGAAAGACGGAGUCAAGGUUGAAAAAGAAAUGGUUGAUGCCUCCGAUGAUCUGGAAACUGGAGCCUCAUUAAUUAGCGGUGAAAAUACUAUUCUCUCCAAAGGUUCUAAACGGACUACAAUUCUUCCCCAUUCAGUCUUCACUUCGAAUUCCUCGAACGAUGGGGGAUUUACUGGUUUAGUUAAUCAGGCUAUGACUUGUUACUUGAAUAGUUUGUUGCAGACUUUGUACAUGACUCCAGAGUUCAGGAAUGCCAUAUACAGAUGGAAAUACAUCCCUAAACAGUCAGAAAUUUCAAGAGGCCAAGAUAAAUCAUGUCAUAAAAGUAUUCCAUAUCAACUUCAGAGACUCUUUCUAAACAUGCAAACGAGUAAAAAAAGGGCCGUUGAAACAACAAACUUAACGAAAAGCUUCGGCUGGGAAAGCUCUGAAGCUUGGCAACAACAUGAUGUCCAAGAACUGUGCAGAGUCAUGUUUGAUGCUCUAGAAACCCAAUGGGCUGAGACGGAUCAAGCUAAUUUGAUCAAUAAGCUGUAUCAAGGAUACAUCAUAGAUUAUGUCAAGUGCCUCGAAUGUGGUUACGAGAGUGCAAGAGAAGACACGUUUUUAGAUAUUCCUCUAGUAAUUCGCCCCUUUGGAUCCGACAUAUCUCAUCGAUCUGUAAUGGAGUCCCUAGAAGCAUUCGUCACGCCUGAAAAACUAGAAGAGCCGAAUCAGUAUGAAUGUAGCAAAUGCAAAGAAAAGCGAGAUGCUCAUAAAGGUUUAAAAUUUAAAAAAUUACCGCACCUUCUUACGUUACAACUGAAACGGUUCGAUUUUGACUAUCAAACAAUGCAUCGCAUUAAGCUAAACAAUCGCAUGGAAUUUCCAACUACACUUUUUUUAAAUAAGUUGAUCCAUGAAGAGAGUGAUAAAAGCAACGGAAGAUGCAAAGGCGAUGUUUAUGGUGAUCUUAAUAGUCUUGAAAAGUCAACGCAAAAGAAGUCUGACGAAACGAACUCUGGAGAGAGCAAUUUGGAAAAAACAAACGUUUAUGAUUUAUUUUCUAUAAUGAUACACUCUGGAAGUGCUAUAGGAGGGCAUUACUACGCAUAUAUAAAAAAUUUCAGGGAUAAUGAAUGGUAUUGCUUCAACGAUCAAAACGUCCAAAAGAUAUCACCCGAAGAUAUAGAGAGAACAUAUGGUGGAAGCUCAUAUUCGGCCCUCUACUCCUCAACAACUUCUUCAGCUAAUGCGUACAUGCUGUUUUAUCGUAAAGUCAACUCAAACGAAGAUUUUUUGUCGGAACAAGAAUUUCCGGAGCAUAUAAAAAAGGAAAUAAGUAAGAUACAAGAAGAUGAAGAGCUUGAGAAACGUGAAAAGGAAUUAGAAAAUGAAAGAAUUCGCAUUAAAGCAUACUGUUGUUUACCUGGUGAAACUGAGCUACAGGAAUGUAGCAUUCGUAUACAUAGAGAUAAACCUUGGGAUGAGGCAACAAACUAUGUCUAUGAUGAAUUCAACCUAAAUGAGAAAUACUUGCCGAGGAAUCGAACUAGAUUAGUUAAAUUCGAGGAGCACUGCAACAAUAUUUGCGAAAGCUUUGAUUUGGAUGAAAAACGGAAAAUAGGAGAAUUACUUAAUUGCUCUUCAUCAUUUGCUCCUUGUGAACUUCUUUUGGAAUGUAGAGCAGAGAACGAACAGUUUGAAAAUUUUACUUCAGAAGUUGGUCAAAGAGUAGUUAUCCGCUAG
Messenger RNA from Dimorphilus gyrociliatus, 2152 nucleotides. Lineage: Eukaryota; Metazoa; Annelida; Polychaeta; Dinophilidae. The record is from the annotation of a GenBank genome assembly.